CAGCCCCGCGCUGUGUGACGCCAUCGCCGCGCGACGCGGCGCCUCCGGGAGCCCUGGGUCACGGCGGAGGAUCGUCGUCUACAGUGACAGGUUCCCUGUGUGGCCUCGCGUGGCCCGGCCUCAGUUUCCCACCUACUGAGUACAGUUCUGCACGGUCCUACAUCAGGGCCAGUGACUGUUUCCUACUGCCACCACAGCUCUAAGGGAAAACGAUGCAAUUGGGCAGCCUGCUUGGUGGCUGGCCGUCCUGGCACUUCUUGCUGUCUGCCUCACCACCAUCGGUCAACCAGUGCCUGUAUCUUGCCUGUAGCCUGCUGAGACACUGUGCUGCGAGGGCAGCCUCCCCUGCACCCUGCCACCUACACACAUCCUCUUGGAGAGCUGAUUGUAACAGGGCUUCAUUCACUCGGCUGCGUCGCCAGGCCUAUGGUCGCCUCUACCCUGUGCUGUUGGUCAAACCGGACGGCUCCACCAUCCAUAUCCGAUACCGGGAGCCACGACGCAUGCUGGCGAUGCCCCUAGACCUGGAUGCCCUGUCUCCAGAAGAGCGCCGGGCUCGGCUUCGAAAACGCGAGGCUAAGCUCCUGCAGAGGACAGGGGAAGAACCAGAGGUGGUUGACAGUUUUGACACUGAACAGUACAAACGGUUUUGGACCAAGACCAAGAAGUAAUUCUGCCAGGGAGUUACAGUAGAGACAUUUUGUAAGGAUGGGGAGGCAUCUGUCUUUACACAAUACAUACUUGAAACCAUG
This is a messenger RNA of Psammomys obesus (fat sand rat), 752 nucleotides long. It is a transcript of the gene Mrpl55, whose product is annotated as mitochondrial ribosomal protein L55. The record is from RefSeq and is a predicted model, not a curated record. Gene Ontology annotation, biological process: translation. Gene Ontology annotation, cellular component: mitochondrial large ribosomal subunit. Gene Ontology annotation, molecular function: structural constituent of ribosome. NCBI's taxonomy places the organism in Eukaryota, Metazoa, Chordata, Mammalia, Rodentia, Muridae. The transcript has 4 exons. The coding region runs from base 213 to 671 and encodes 152 amino acids.